AUGAGCGCCUUAGAAGUACUCAUGGAGGAGGACGUUCUCAGUGACGUCGUCCCCAGUAACAUAGUAUCGCGCCAGGAGAGCGAAGGUGUAGAAAGUGAGUAUGAGGAGCUCACGAGCGAGAUAGAAGUAGACGAGCUGCGCAGUGAUCAGGAGGAUGAAAGCAGUAAGGCGGACAAGGGACAGCCUUCACCUUCCAAGCUGGCAAAAAUGCAGGCAACUGCGGCACGUCAGCAGAAGAAGGAAACCCGGAAGGCUGCCGAGGGCAAAUUACAAGUGAAGAGAGAAGAGAUGGACAAAGCCAAAAUCACCGACGCCGUCAAGCGAUACUCGUAUUUGCUUGGUCAAACAGAGUUGUUCAAGCAUUUCGUGGAUAUCAAGAAAGCCCGUGAUCCUCAGUACGCCGCGAUGCUCGACGCCCAGCCGAAGCCCAAGGGUAGGGGACGCAAAAAGGCUGUGGACAAUAGUGCUCGUCAUCGCAAGUCAGAAAAGGAGGAGGACGAGGAGUUGUUGAAGGAUGGCGAGCUUGCAGCGGAGGGGGACGAUCAACCUUUUGUCUUCGAAGAAUCACCGAGCUUCAUUCACGGCGAAAUGAGGUCGUACCAGUUGCAAGGGCUGAACUGGAUGGUUUCAUUGCACCAUAACGGGCUGAAUGGCAUAUUGGCUGACGAAAUGGGUUUGGGCAAAACACUCCAAACUAUCUCCUUCCUCUCGUAUUUGAAGCAUUACAAACAUAUUCCUGGGCUCCAUCUCAUUGUGGUUCCAAAGUCAACGCUGCAGAAUUGGUCCCGCGAGUUCGCAAGAUGGACGCCGGACGUCAAUACCGUCGUACUGACAGGUACCAAGGAUGAGCGUGCAGAGCUCAUUGCGAACCGGCUGAUCCCCCAGGACUUCGAUGUCCUCAUCACCUCCUAUGAAAUAUGUCUCAUCGAGAAGUCGGCACUCAAGAAAUUCUCGUUUGAGUACAUCAUCAUUGAUGAGGCUCAUCGCAUCAAAAAUGUCGACUCUAUCCUAUCGCAGAUUGUCCGGUCAUUCAUAUCCCGUGGUCGCUUGUUAAUUACCGGUACACCACUGCAGAACAAUAUGAAGGAGCUGUUUGCGCUUCUCAAUUUCAUCUGUCCAGAAAUCUUUUCGGACUAUGCUGACCUGGAGAGCUUCCUCCACAAGGACUCUGCAGAGGCAGACAAUGAUGAUGAGAAGAGCAAAAAAGUGGUCGAGGCAUUGCACAAGAUAUUGCGUCCUUUCCUGUUGAGACGAGUUAAGAGUGACGUGGAGAAGAACUUGCUUCCCAAGCAGGAGAUCAACAUCUACGUCGGUCUUACAGAGAUGCAGCGCAAAUGGUACCGCUCUGUCUUGGAGAAGGACAUUGACGCUGUCAACGGCUUGACCGGGAAAAAGGAAGGCAAAACGCGGUUGAUGAACAUGGUCAUGCAGCUUCGUAAAGUGACUUGUCAUCCUUACCUCUUCGAUGGCGCAGAACCUGGUCCUCCGUAUACCACUGACGAGCAUCUCAUCAAUAACUGCGGCAAGAUGGUUAUCCUUGAUAAACUCCUGAACUCUAUGAAAGCGAAGGGUUCCCGCGUUCUGAUUUUCAGCCAGAUGAGCCGCAUGCUUGAUAUAUUGGAAGAUUAUUGUCUGUUCCGAGGGUACAAGUAUUGCCGUAUUGACGGUGGAACCGCUCAUGAGGACCGGAUCGUUGCUAUCGACGAGUACAACAAACCGGACAGCGAGAAGUUCAUUUUCCUCCUGACGACUCGCGCUGGAGGUCUCGGUAUCAACUUGACUACAGCAGACAUUGUCGUAUUGUACGAUAGUGACUGGAAUCCACAAGCCGACUUGCAGGCUAUGGACCGUGCUCACCGCAUCGGCCAGAUGAAGCAGGUCUACGUCUUCCGCUUCAUCACGGAGGGCAGUGUGGAGGAGCGCAUGUUGGAGCGUGCUGCACAGAAGCUGCGUCUGGACCAGCUGGUCAUUCAGCAAGGACGGACACAGAACACCAAAGCGGCUAACAAGGAAGAACUGUUGGAAAUGAUCUCACACGGCGCCGAGAAUAUCGUGAACGCGACAGAAGACAGCCUGCUCAUCAACGACGACAUCGACGCCAUCAUUCAACGCGGCGAAGAGCGGACUAACGAGCUAAACAGCAAGUAUGAGGGGCUCACCUUCGAAGAUCUGAGCAACUUCAAGUCCGAGGCGUCUGUGCAGCAGUGGGAGGGCGAAGAUUUCCGGACAGGCCAACGAAAAAUAUUGCAGUUUAACCCGCUGGCUUUGUCCAAGCGCGAGCGGAAGCUCAAUUACUCCGUCGAUAGCUACUUCAAGGAGACAAUGCGUGCGGGCCCCUCCAAGACGGAGAAGGCGCCGAAGGUCCCUCGUGCGCCGAAGCAGAUCCAACUGCAAGACUUCCAGUUCUUCCCUCCGCUUCUUGCGGAGCUUCAAGAGCAAGAACUUGCUGCACACAAGAAACUCAAUGAGAUCCCUGCCACUCUUCGAGAACCAGCAGGACCGGAAGAUACACCGGAAAAGCUUGAAGAGGAGCGGCAGGCUGCGCAAGAUUUCAUCGACAGUGCUGAACCUCUCACCGAGGAGCAGAUGCAGAAAAAGGAAGCCCUUAUAACCCAAGGCUUCGAGGAUUGGAGCAGGCGAGACUUCCAGCAGUUCAUACGCGCACUUGAGACUUAUGGAUGGACGGACGACUAUGACCUGCUCGCUUCCGAAAUUCAGGACAAGACAGGUGAUGAUGUUGCUCGAUAUUACCCCGUCUUUCGGAAGAAGUGGAAGGAGCUCGUAGAAUAUCCGCGUAUCAAGGCUCGUAUAGAGGAAGGCGAAGCGAAGCGCAACAAGCGAUCCAACCUUGAGGCACUACUUGCGAAGAAGAUUGCUUCCGUACGAUACCCCAUGCAAGAGCUGGAACUCAACUAUCCUACGACUAAAGGCAAGGUGUAUUCAGAGGAAGAGGACCGGUAUCUUUUGUGUCGGCUAAACCACUACGGGAUGCGUGCCGAGGACGUUUACGAGAGAAUCAAGAAGGAUAUCACUGAGUUCCCCGUCUUCCGCUUUGACUGGUUCUUCAAGAGUCGGAGUCCGCAGGAGUUACAGAGGAGGUGUAACACGCUCCUGGGUAUGAUCGAAAAGGAGGCGGAGACGAAGCAGGCCGAGGAGGUCAAGACGAAAGCCCCGACAAAGGGCAAGAAGCGGAGCAUUGAAGAGGUGCAGAAGGCAGAUAAAGCUUCACGGUCAUCGACGCCGACCAGCACCACGAUUGCCGCUGCGCCAGCCAAGCGCCCGUACAAGAGGAAGAAGACGUAG
Messenger RNA from Sparassis crispa, 3303 nucleotides. RefSeq names its product ISWI chromatin-remodeling complex ATPase ISW2. Gene Ontology annotation, biological process: regulation of transcription by RNA polymerase II; nucleosome organization. The coding region runs from base 1 to 3303 and encodes 1100 amino acids. Gene Ontology annotation, molecular function: ATP binding; histone binding; ATP-dependent chromatin remodeler activity. The record is from RefSeq and is a predicted model, not a curated record. NCBI's taxonomy places the organism in Eukaryota, Fungi, Basidiomycota, Agaricomycetes, Polyporales, Sparassidaceae. The transcript has 23 exons. Gene Ontology annotation, cellular component: nucleus; chromatin.